Rotaria socialis is the source of this 792-nucleotide messenger RNA. Lineage: Eukaryota; Metazoa; Rotifera; Eurotatoria; Philodinida; Philodinidae. The record is from the annotation of a GenBank genome assembly.
AUGACUACAACAACAACCACGGCUACGACGACUAUGCCUUGCGUUUCAGUUGGUAUUAAUGGACUGACGAUUCCCACAUGUGCUACAUGGAAUCAGACAGGAAUCACGGUGGCUGGUAAUCAGAACACGGCGGCUGGUUCCAAUUUGGCAUCACACAACUAUCCAAUAGACAUAUUUGUUGAUAAUAAUUACACUUUGUUCGUCGCCGAUGGAAACAACAAUCGAAUUGUUAUGUACUAUGAGAAUGCUGCUAGUGAUAUUCUUGUUGCUGGUACAAGCACAGGGAGUGGUUCAAGUCAAUUUAAAUCAACCGAAGGGUGUUUCCGUCGAUCAGACGGGUGCUCUGAUCGUUGGCGACACUUCAAAUUAUCGAAUACAAAAAUUGCCCUACGGUUCAAUGCUACCACAGUAACCGCCAAUAGUGGAUCGAGUCAUUUGGGCAUAACAAGAGAUUUGCAUGCUGAUUUUAAUGACGAUAUCUAUGUGACAGAUUCAGAUUACAAUCGAGUUGUCAUGUUUUAUCAGAAUAGCAGUAUCGGUGUUGUUGUAGCAGGCAACAAUGGAGCCGGCUCAGCAGCAAAUCAAUUCUCAACUCCGUAUGGAAGUUUCAUUGACCAAAACGGAACAUUGUACGUCGCAGACUAUGGAAAUCAUCGUGUCCAGAUGUGGCAUGCUGGAGCUAGGAGCGGAAUUACUGUAUCCGGUAUUACUGGAUCUUAUGGCUUGUCAUUGAUGCACUUGAAUUAUCCUGAUGCAGUCAUUGUCGACAAUAAUGGGUAUGUUACUAUAUGA